Cydia fagiglandana is the source of this 3936-nucleotide messenger RNA. RefSeq lists its product as uncharacterized. Gene Ontology annotation, molecular function: transmembrane transporter activity. The coding region runs from base 153 to 3935 and encodes 1260 amino acids. Gene Ontology annotation, cellular component: RQC complex; membrane. The transcript has 25 exons. The record is from RefSeq and is a predicted model, not a curated record. Gene Ontology annotation, biological process: transmembrane transport. NCBI's taxonomy places the organism in Eukaryota, Metazoa, Arthropoda, Insecta, Lepidoptera, Tortricidae.
AUAUCAUUCUUUCCAUUCACUCAUUUGCUUAUUUCACAUAUAUUUCACAUGUUGUGAUUUAUGUACUUGCGUGUAAUGUAAUUUUUACUUUUUAGGUUCUAUAGUUUGCAGAAUUUUUGUACUAUUCUUGAGAAUACAAGCCACAUAUAAAGAUGUCCAGUAGAAAUGUGCGUAAAGUAUUUGGUGAUAACCGUCUGCCAGAGCCCUGUGACGAUUCUGAUGAUGAUUAUGAACCACUGUAUGCAAAGAAUACAGCUUCAAAGUUCACUUAUGAAGGGCUUGAGUUGAGCUCUCACUCUGAAAAAGAGCAGGAGCCCUCAGAAUCGGAAUCAGUGGAAGAGGUUGAACCCCAGCCAGAAACAAGCAAGAAGAAAAAUAAACGAAAAAAGAAAAAACAAAAGAAAGCGAAAGAGGCAGUUAAAGAUGAAGAUGGAGAGGAUGAAAUAGACAAGUCGCUAAAGGAGAUCAAUGCGUUGAUGGGCGCCCCGCCGAGCGCCGCGCCGGCCGCGUCGCAGCCGCUGCCGGCGCAGCUGCUCAUACCCGACGUGCUGCUGGUGCAGCAGAAGCACUUGAACGUCGCCAAUGAAAUGAAAAAAAUGUUCGGAGCUGAACCCGCUGAAGAAAGAAACAAACGGGGUAACCGCCAGGCACAACUCCGAAUUCAAAAGAAAACCAUCAUUGUACCAUCAGUCGAAUACACAGCCGAUUUCAAGAAAUUUGGGCUAUCAAUGUCAAUGACGCGCAACGAGGACGGGUGCGCGCACUUCACGUUCGACCACAGCAAGGAGUACCGGCACAUGCACCAGCGGUUGCUGCACCUGGCCUCCGUGGGCCGCCGCCAGGGCUGGCCGCAGGCGGCCAUCGAGGAGGCGCAGCGCCAUAUGCACGUCGAAGCCAUGCUUGAGAGUGCAGACAUGUUGUUCCAAAUAGAAGAAUACACCGCAGCCAACACCCUGGUCGAGCGCGCUAUAGCCUACAUGCAGUUUGUUGCUCAUCCCUCAUUUCAGCUAGCAGAUGCACGUACGCGACUGCUAUACACAUAUAUGGAAAACAGGACAUUCCAUGUUGCUGUGUUAAAAUAUAUCCACUUGCUGACUAAUCGAGCUUGCCACCGCACCGCUUUAGAACUAGCUAAAAUGCUGCUGAAUCUCGACCCGUCGGACCCGCUGGCGGUGUUGCUGGUCAUCGACACGCUGGCGCUCCGGGCGCGCGAGCAUCAGUGGCUGAUCGACGCCGUCGAUCACUGGGCCAAGGAGAGGGAUGCCGGGUUCCUGUUUAGCAUACAGUACUCGUAUGCUAUGGCGCAUUUCCAUGUUGCUACUAAAAAUAAAGAGGACACGAGCAAGGCGGAUGAGCUGCUGCAAGCGGCCAUGCUGCGGUUCCCGGCGGUGGUGCUGCGGCUGCUGGAGUGCGCGUCCGUGCCGCCCGGCGCGCGCCUGCAGGCCUGCGCGCUCUUCACCUGCAUAGCCGAGACCAAAAUCACUAAGAAUCUAAAGGAGUUGAUACUGCUGUACGCGAAACUGACGUGGUCGAAGUGGCGCGAGCCGGCCGUGUUCGACUGGCUGCAGCGCAACGCCAACGAGCUCGCCGAGAAAUACGACGGAGACCCCGCCACGCAGGAGCGAGCGAAGGCGCAGGCCAACGAGCAGCUGAACCUGUUCCGCAGCUGGCCCGACGAGGUCAUCCGCCAUCUGUGCGUCAUCAAGCCCAUGGCCAGCCUCCUAGUUGACGGGGCGGUGCCGCAGGUGACGAAUCUGGUGUCGGCGGACCCGUCGCCGCCGCUGCACGGCGUCAACCGCUACGGGUACACGUUCGGCCCGCCGGCCGCCAGCUCCGCGCACUCCGACCUGCGCCUGCUGUUCGCCGCCCUGCUGCCCACCUACGCCGACUUCGCGCCGCACCACCCGGAAGUAAUACUUUACUUCUCCAUCAUUUAUUUCUUCGGUACCGCACUCACAUGUUGUUCAUCUAUACCUCUGCUCAAGCUACCAGCUACUACGACGUCCAUGAUCGGCCUCGCGCUGAUUGCUACGGGCACGGGCUGCGUGAAGCCAUGUGUGGCGGCCUUCGGUGGGGAACAGUUCCGGCUGCCCGAAGAGGAGCGCCAGCUGCAGCGGUUCUUCUCGACGUUCUACUGCACCGUGAACCUGGGCGGGUUCAUAGGCAUGGUGCUCACGCCGGCGCUGCGCCGCGGCGUCAUGUGUUUCGGGGACGACACCUGCUACGCGCUUGGCUUCGGCUUCCCCACCCUCCUCGUCUUUCUCUCCAUCUUUAUCUUUGCCGCGGGAAGAGGCUGGUAUAAAAUAAAACAGCCCCGCGAAAACGUAACAUUGAAAUUCGUCUCAUGUGCCUGGUAUGCUGCGAAGAUGCGACUUCGGGAGGUCGGUACGCCGCCCGCACAUUGGCUUGACUAUUCUAUAAACAAGUAUGGAAGUAAGCUUGUCGCGGACAUGAAGAUCGUCUUCUCUAUCUUGUAUUUGUACCUACCAGUGCCCAUCUUUUGGUCUCUAUUUGAUCAACAGGGUUCCCGCUGGACGUUCCAAGCGUCGCGCCUGCGCAGCGAGCUGUUCGGCGUGACGCUGAUGCCGGACCAGCUGCAGGUGCUGAACCCGGCGCUGGUGCUGCUGCUCAUCCCCGCGUGCCCCGGCGGCGCGUGCCCGCUGCUGCCGGACAUGCCGCCGCUCACCAAGAUGUUCGUCGGCGGCAUGCUGGCCUCCAUGGCUUUCUUUGCGGCCGGCAUACUUCAACUGGGGAUCGAGCGGUCGACGCUGCAGGCGCCGGGUCGGCACCAGUCGGGGCUGGUGGUGCUGAGCACGCUGCGGUGUCCGGUGGAGCUGACGGUGCGCGGCGCGGCGGGCGUGCAGCUGCCGGCGCGCGGCAGCGCCCUGCUGGCGCCGCUGCCGCACGCGGAGCUCGCGCUGCACGCCGCCUGCCCGCGCUCCUGCGAUGGCCGCCACAUGCGCCGGCACCAACUUACCACUACCAUCAAAACUGUUGCAGGACUUUUCAUGCCAGUCGUGAUUGGACAAGAUUCAGAUGACCACAUAUCGUUUCAUUUUAUGGACCCUAAUGCAUUCUGCAAAUCAACAUCUGGGAAACCUAAACUUAAGGUGUUAUACGUGGGUGAGACGGCCCCAAAUAAGAACGUGUCAAUAUCGAUUGAGACCGAGAAGCAGUUGAUGGACAUUUACUACGUGUGCGACUCACCCAUCAACAAUAUCAGCGAGUCUGCGUUCAUGCACCUGGCGCCGGGCUGGUACAGGUGGGGCGCGGAGCACUCGGGCGGGCAGCUGGGCAGGGGCGCGGGCACGCUGCACGCGGGCGGGGUGUACGUGCUGAGCGCGCGCGCGCGCCGCGGCCGGCUCGACAGCGUGCAGCUGCACGCGCCCAACCCCCCCAACGAGCUGCACCUCGCCUGGCUGCUGCCCCAGUACCUGCUCAUCUCCUGCGCCGAGAUCUUGUUCGCCGUCUCCGGGCUGGAGUUCUCAUUCACACAGGCACCGAAGAGCAUGAAAACGAUAACUAUAGCGGCUUGGUACAUGUCGGUGGCCGUGGGCAAUUUUAUCGUUAUACUGGUGGCUCAAGCUAAAAUAUUUGAAUCCAGGGCUACAGAGUUCUUCGUAUACGCUACCAUCCUGGCGAUAGCGAUGCUCGGCUUCCUCAAGAUGACGCAGGGCUACCAUCCCCGCAGCAUCGACGACGAUGACUACUCGGAGGAGAGUAUCCCACUCUUACUUGGGUUGUCUAAGGUGUUAUCAGUGCGUUCGGUAGCCACGUCGAGCACGUUCACCGGCGCCACGGGCGCGACGAGCGCGGCCUCGUGCCUGGGGCGCAUGGAGCGCGCGCGGCCCGGGACCUGGCCGAAGCGCGCGCGCGUGCACCUCGCCACGCCCACCGACAGCGACGCGCCCGCUACCACGCUGGCUAAGAAUUAAC